GAGAAACGUCAAAACCGGAUCAAAACAGAGCGCGGCGCGGUUGAGAUUUGAGGCGAUCCAGAGAAAAUCGUAAAUUUUACGCUUGUUUUUGGUGAUUUUGCGUGAAUUUUGCUUGCGAAGCGAGAUGUUUGAGAACCAGGCCAUUCACACCGAGCACAAGGACGUGAUACACGAUGUGGCGUACGAUUACUACGGCCAGCGGAUGGCGACCUGCUCGAGUGAUCAGUAUGUGAAGGUGUGGGACCAGAACGAGAGCGGCGUUUGGAGCGUAACGGCCAGCUGGAAAGCGCACUCCGGCUCAGUUUGGCGCCUUUCCUGGGCCCACCCGGAGUUUGGCCAGGUGUUGGCCACCUGCUCGUUCGACCGGACCGUGUCCGUGUGGGAGGAAACCGUCGGCGAGAAGAGCUCCCCCACGAUGUCCCCGGUGAAGCGCUGGGUGCGGCGCACAAAUCUGGUCGACUCCAGAACCAGCGUUACGGACGUCAAAUUCUCGCCCAAGUCCCAGGGGCUGGUGCUGGCCACGUGCUCGGCCGACGGAAUCAUUCGCAUUUACGAGGCACCGGACAUCAUGAACCUGUCCCAGUGGACGCUGUCGCACGAGAUUGCAGCGAAAAUUCCACUCAGCUGCCUGUCGUGGAACCAGUCGAUGUUUAGACUGCACGCCCCGAUGAUUGCCGCCGGCAGUGACGACUCUUCGCAGAGCAGCGGCGGAAAGGUGUUCAUCUUUGAGUACAGCGAAAAUUCCAGACGCUGGACGAAGACGGACACGAUUAACUCCAUCACCGAUCCAGUGCACGACAUCGCGUUCGCGCCGAACGUUGGCCGAAGCUAUCACAUUUUGGCCGUGGCCAGCAAGGACGUGCAAAUCUUUAACCUGAAACCGAUUCUGGAACCCACAUCGAACUCACGUCUGGACAUUCAAGCCGUGGCAACGUUUGGAGAUCACUACUGUACCGUUUGGCGUGUCACGUGGAACAUCACCGGAACGAUGCUCGCUUCCACCGGUGACGACGGGUGCGUUCGUAUGUGGAAAAUGAAUUAUCUUAAAACGUGGCGUUGCGCAGCCGUCCUCAAGGCGGAAAACUCACAAUCAACGCAGGAGGUGUCGAAUGCUCCCUCGCUGAACCUGUCCAGCCUGGUCAACGCAACGGCCAAGUACUACAAGCGCGGUACCAUCAGUCAUCCUAGCCAGGUGCCGAGACAUUAGGCGCUGAGGGGGUUGGUCGAAGGUCGAUUUAAUACUUUUCUUACAUUGUUUGGUGAACUCACAGGAUAUCGUUAAUAAAAUUGUGUCUACAA
Culex pipiens pallens (northern house mosquito) is the source of this 1299-nucleotide messenger RNA. RefSeq names its product nucleoporin seh1 (gene Nup44A). Gene Ontology annotation, cellular component: Seh1-associated complex; nuclear pore outer ring. The record is from RefSeq and is a predicted model, not a curated record. Lineage: Eukaryota; Metazoa; Arthropoda; Insecta; Diptera; Culicidae. The transcript has 4 exons. Bases 125 to 1207 code for a protein of 360 amino acids. Gene Ontology annotation, molecular function: structural molecule activity; protein binding. Gene Ontology annotation, biological process: cellular response to amino acid starvation; positive regulation of TORC1 signaling.